Molecule: messenger RNA, 11342 nt
Organism: Drosophila biarmipes
Lineage: Eukaryota; Metazoa; Arthropoda; Insecta; Diptera; Drosophilidae
Gene: wb
Product: laminin subunit alpha-1
Exons: 16
Coding region: 676-10818 (3380 amino acids)
Biological process (GO): axon guidance
Cellular component (GO): basement membrane
Source: RefSeq, a predicted model, not a curated record
GUAGGAAGCAAGACACGCGACGGGUCUCGAGUGCCGGGCGAUGGGUGAAUUCUAGAUGAUAGUGCCAUCGAAUAGUGCGGCCGCUGCUCCGGCGAUUUAUUUAUGUGUCAUAAAAUUAAACGGCAAUUAUGCGAUAAGCCACUGCUAAUAAAUAAGUGAAUGCGAAUUGCUGCAUUCCAUUUCCGAGUUAGCCUGCCCCGCCAGAUCGAACGUUUCGGGCUCCCUUUUUAUUUUACACUUUUUUCGCCUCUCGUCGAGGAUACGAAAAUAGCUGCCGCGAAAAAUGUUUGCUUGUCGCUGUGCAGGGAAGUGGGAAAUGUGUCUGAAACAAAAAUAAAAUUAAAUAGCGCAAAAAUGUUGAAGUAGCAAAGUUACAAAAAAAGUCUACGCAAAAUAGAGCAAAAAAAGCGCAAGAUUCGCAAGAGCAAAUGCGUAAAAAAGUGGAAAAAAUAAAAUCUCGAGCGGAAAUCGUAAAUGAUUUAAAAAAGAAAUAGUAAAAAAAAAGAACAAUCUGUGCAGUGAAAAUAAGAGGAUUAUGAAUGAAAAUACCAAGCAAUAAGUGCCGGCAUCUCAAGAGGUUUUAUUAAAAGAGCAGAGAAAUUAUAUCCAAGUUCAAAGUCGAUCGCUAUAAAAUAUGCGUCUUUAGUGAUCCGUUGAGCAUUUGGUUCGUUCAGUAUGCAAAUCGGAAACUAUGUGAAAUGGCCACUUGGCCUGGUCAUCAUCUUGCUGGCCAUCCAAUGCCAGGCCAAAAGGCAGAGGAAGCGAAUGCAGGGACUCUCCAGUGCCAAGGAUCUGCAGGAGUAUCGCCUGCCACUCAACGACAGCUCCUUUGAGCUGCAGCAGAACAUCGUGUCCUGGACAGGAGCGCGCAUUGUUCCCAGCUCCGAAAAGAAGAAGAAGUCAUCCGCAGCCCAAUCCUCGAGGCGGCACAAAACCAAAAGUGGCCUGAUCAUUGAAAGUAACAUUGCCGACUCGGAGGCGAUGUUGACCAAUGGCUCCUCCUCGGAGUCCGUCACCAAGAAGAAGUCGCCUCAGCGUCGUCGCAACGGAAAAUUGCAGAAAUCCGGUGGAGGAGGAGGAGGAGGAGGAGGAGGAGGCGGCGGAGCCCUUCGAUUGCUCAAAACCGAGGACUUGUACUCAUUCAGUGACUCCGGAGGCCUCUAUCCGCCGCUCUUCAAUGUGAUUCCCCGGGCUGAGAUCUCCGUGAAUGCGACAUGUGGGCAAAACGGAGCCGAGGAGUACUGCAAACAGGUCGGUGCGAAGCCGUGUGGCAUCUGCAAUGCCCACUCCUCGGAUCAGGCCAAGCAGCGCUCCAUACAGUCGCUGAUCUCGACGGGCUCGGGACUUGAGGAAGGCUGGUGGCAAUCGCCGACUCUGCAGGGUGGCCGGCAGUUCGAGUAUGUGACCAUCUUAUUGGAUUUGAAGCAGACCUAUCAAAUCUUCUCGGUGUGGCUGAAAUCGGCCAAUUCCCCUCGACCAGCUGCUUGGAUCCUCGAAAAAUCCCUGGAUGGCAUUAACUUUGAGCCCUGGCAGUACUUCGGAUUGAGCGAUGCGGACUGCCAUCGGCGAUGGAAUCUCUCCGGUCAAAACGGCAAAUACGUGUUCCAAAACGACACCGAAGUGGUGUGCUCCACUCAGUUCUCCAAACCUGGUCCUCUGGAGAACGGCGUGCUGCAUGUUUCCCUGCUUAAGAAUCGCCCCGGAGCCACGGAUCAGAGUCCCGAGCUAAUGAAGUUCAUAACGACCCGGUACAUAAGGAUUCGGCUGCAGGGCAUGCACUCCACUGCCAAUCAGGACAAUAGCUUGGACUGGCUACUCGACUCGCCAUCGCUGGAGAAGCACAGUUUCUACUCGCUGUCCCAGAUCAAGGUGAGUGCCCGCCUGGACUGUCAUGGCCAUGCCAAUCGCAUCCAGGAACCGGCAGGGGAUCCGCUGCUGCAGUGCAUCUGCCAGCAUAACACCUGCGGUGCACAGUGCGACCAGUGCUGCCCGCUCUUCCACGAUCGACCUUUUCGACUGGGCGAGGAGUGUGAGGUAUGCCAGUGCUAUGGCCAUGCCGAGAGCUGCUCCUUCGACUCCUUCCUGGACAGGGGCAUCUGCCAGAGCUGCUCCAAUCACACGGCAGGCAAUGAGUGCGAGUUCUGCGAGAGUGGCUUUUACAGGGAGCUGGAUGCACCGCCCACCGAACCCUGUUUGCCCUGCUCCUGCAAUCCUGCCCGCUCCACGGGUGACUGCCAGCCGGAGGGAGGUGCCUGCAACUGCCUCGAGGGCUUCCAGGGCACAAACUGCGAGGAGUGUGCUCCGGGCUACUAUGGAGAUGAGUGCAAGCGCUGCGAGUGCGACGAAAGGGGAAGCCUUUCCACCGGGGGAUCCUGCUCGGGAAAAUGCCAGUGCAAGCUCAAUGUGGAGGGCAGCACCUGCUCCGAGUGUGCGCCGGGCUACUUUGACCUGAACGGAGACAACAGCGAGGGCUGCACCAGCUGCUGGUGCUCGGGGGUCUCCCAGACAUGCCACAGUGCCAAGCUGCAGACCCUGGCCUUCGAAACCCUCAACGACUGGAAGUUGACCGACAUACAGAGAAUGAAACCCAUUUCAAUACCCGUCGAUGCCGAGGAAAACCGGCUGAUCUUUGCCAACGAGCUGGACGAAGUGGAGGCCAUCUACUGGCAGGCUCCGUUGGGUUACCUGGGCAAUCGCCUGACCAGCUACGGAGCGAGGCUGCAAUUACUCCUGUCCUGGGUGGUGAUGCGGGGCGACACCUCGGGAAAGCCCACCACGGGACCCAAUGUCAUCCUGUUUGGCAAAAACGGACUGAAGAUAGCCUUUGGCGAUGAAUCCCUUCAGGGAUUGGUAGUAAGCUUGAACGUAACCCUCACAGAGGAGGGCUGGUAUCAUGUGCCACCCACGGUCAAGGACAUAAAAACCAGACUUCGGCGAACCGAGGGCGGUGACUACCACGGAGAGUCUGUGACCCGAUCCCAGUUCCUCUCCGUUCUCGUGUCGCUCGAUGCCAUCCUCAUCCGAGCUGCGUUCCACACGGAUCAGGUUGAGACCUACCUGGAGCGAGCGGUCAUCUACUCGGGAGGCGUGAAGUUGGGCGGGCAAUCCUCCAGCCAGGUGGAGCAGUGCCUCUGCCCCGCCGGCUACACGGGCCUCUCCUGCGAGGGCUGCGCCUUCGGCUACAAGCGCAUCUACGAGAACACCUCGGACCACCAGAUCCUGAGCAAGUGCAUCCCGUGCCCCUGCAACGGACACUCGAACUCCUGCGAUCUGCAGAGCGGCAAUUGCGGCGACUGCAUGCACAACACCUUUGGAGAUCGUUGCGAGCGUUGCCAGUUGGGCUUCUACGGGAAUCCCCUGCAGGGAACCCCCAACGACUGCAAGCGCUGCGCCUGCCCCCUGUUCGAGGAGUCCAACAACUUCUCGCCCAGCUGCCAGCUGAAGAGCUACAACUACAUGGACCUGAACCCGCAGUUCGAGUUGAUCGAGCAUGCGGAAUAUAUUUGCACCCAGUGCCCGGAGGGCUACACGGGCGAUCACUGCCAGGUGUGCGACGACGGGUACUUCGGCAAUCCCCGCCAGCUGGGGAGCAGCUGCCAGCGCUGCGACUGCGCCGGCGGACCCUGCAAUGUGACCACCGGCGAGUGCAUCACCUGCCGCGGCAACACCGAGGGCUGGCACUGCGAGCGCUGCAAGCUGGGCUACUGGGGAGAUCCGGCCAUGGGCUGUGACCCCUGCCACUGCUAUCCGGAUGGGUCGGAGAGCGGCCUCUGCGACAGCACAGAUGGCCAGUGCCUGUGCAAGCCCCGCUACGGCGGUCAGAAGUGCGACGAGUGCGAUGUGGGCUACGCCAAUGUGGAGCUGCGCUGCCCGGCCUGCAACUGCGAUCCUCUGGGCUCCCUGAUCCCCGACAGAUGCGACCCCCGCACGGGACAGUGCCAGUGCAAGGAGGGCGUGAUGGGCGCCAAGUGCCACGAGUGCCAGGAUGGUUACUUCGGCAUGAAUGCCGCCGCCCAGCGAAUGGAUGACCUGGCCGCCCUGCGUGAAAGCUCCGAUGGCGAUGACGAUGAUGAUGACUGGGAAUUGGUUCCCGACCCCGAAGAUCCCAACAACGACUCCGCGGUGGCCUGCGAGGAAUGCCACUGCAGCAGUGUGGGAUCGCUGUCUUCGGAUUGUGACAAGCGCACUGGACAAUGCGCCUGCCUGGAAAAUGUGACCGGACGGAGGUGCGACAAGUGCCGGGCGGGUCAUUGGAAUCUCACCGCGGGUGAGGGCUGCCGGGAUUGUCGCUGCGAUCCGCACGGAUCCCGCGGACACGAGUGCAACCCAUGGACGGGUCAGUGCGACUGCAAGAUCGGGGUCGGAGGUCAGCACUGCAACGAGUGCACGGAGGGCUUCUUUGGCUUCAGCACCGAGGGUUGCCAGCGAUGCGCGCCCUGUAGGUCAGAAGGUCAGGUGUGCGAUCCGCACAAUGGCCGCUGCAUCUGCCCCAAGUUCACGCGAGGCUUGGGGUGUGGACAGUGUGUGCCGGGCACCUGGGGCUGGCAGGCUCGUCGGGGAUGCCGGGAAUGCGAGUGCGAUCACAUCGGCUCCAUUGGUCAGCAGUGUGCCACCAGCGAUGGCCAGUGCCAGUGCCGUGAGGGAUAUACGGGCAGGAACUGCGACACCUGCUCCGUGGGCUACUUUGGCUAUCCGGAGUGCCGGCGAUGCGGCUGCGAUCCGGAGGGUUCCUUCACCCAAUCAGAUGGAUCCAUUGCCUGCGACUCGAACGGUCAGUGUCCGUGCAAAUCUCUGGUGGUGGGUCUCAAGUGCGACACCUGCAUGCAAAGCACCUUCGGGCUCUCCGCCCUCAAUCCGGAGGGCUGCACCCGCUGCUUCUGCUUCGGAAGAUCCGGCGAGUGCGAGCAGAGCGAUCUGUCCUGGGGUCACAUCCGCAUGGCGGAGUCCAGGAAUCUCAGCAUCCAGCAGGUGCGAACGCAGCACGUACCCAGCUCGGAUUACGAGUACAUAGUGGUGGUGCAGAUGGAGGGCAGUGGUUUCCACCGGGAGGAUGCCGAGAUCCAGCGCAUGAAUGAUCUGAGCCUAGUGCCCAAGUCCACUGGAAACGUCUCCAUCGGAGCAUAUGGACAAUUUUAUCACCCUCUCUACUUCCAACUACCACCUCAGUUCUACGGUGAUCGGACCAGCAGCUACGGUGGCUUCCUGUACUUCACCCUGAUCACCGAGGGUGCCCACAAGCCCUUGGAGCGAAAUGUGCUGGGUCAGUACCCACUGGUUCAAUUGCACGCGCACUCUAAGUUACUACUGGACUUUUACGAGUACGAGGAGUUCGAGUACUCCCUGAAUGUGACCCAUCGCGUGCCACUGCAUGAGUCCUUCUGGAAGUUCCACCACACCAGCCAGGCCGUGGAUCGGAACACUCUGAUGGCUGCCCUCCAGAACAUUCGGCACAUCUUCAUCCGGGCUUUUGCCUUUGCCGAUUUCCAAGAAGUUGUCCUUCAGAAUGUUCACAUGGAUGCGGGAAUCUAUAUCAAGGGUUCCACCAACCUGAUAGCCAAGGGAGUGGAGCGUUGUAAAUGUCCCAAGCGCUUUUCUGGACUGUCUUGCCAGGAUCCAGGAAGAUCCUUCUACAGAUGGCGCAACACAACUGCUGUGGAGAGCGUAUUCAUUGAGGAUCUGAUAGGAAGAUCAGCUCCCUGUCAUUGCAAUGGCCGCAGCAGCGAUUGUGAUCGAGAAACUGGAGUGUGUCAGAACUGUCGGGGAAACACUGGAGGUGAUCACUGUCAUCAGUGUGCCGAGGGCUUCUACGGCGACCCCAACUCGCCGCACGGCUGUCAGGCUUGUCCGUGUCCGGAGACCAAUAGGAACUUUGCCCGGGGCUGCAAUGUCUGGAACGGAGAAGUCAGUUGUGUCUGCAAGCCGGGCUACACUGGACGACUGUGUGAGCGGUGCCAAGCGGGAUACUUUGGAGAUCCCAUGAGGUAUCCAAACACUACUUGCCAGCCAUGCAACUGCCAUCCGGAUGGCAUCCGAAGCGAGGGCUGCGAUGUGGAGACGGGAAGAUGCUACUGUCGGGAGGGUGUCACAGGACUGAAGUGCGACAAGUGUCAGGCGGAACGUUACCAUCUGGUGGAUAAUGGAUGCAGGAUUUGCGACAAUUGCACCCUUCUGCUCUUGGACUAUGUGGAGCUGGUGGGUCACAAGCUGCGUCGCGGAAUGCACAACAUGGAUCUGACCGGAAUUCCGGCACCUUAUCGAAAACUAUCCAAAUACGAAAACGCCUACGACGAGUGGAAGGAACGCCACCGGGACUUUAGCCAGGCCAAGCGCCGUCUGCAGGAUUACGAUUCCGCUGACAUCCUCAAGCUAGAGGCACACGCCGAAAAUCUAAAGUUCCAGUCCCGCAAAGCAGUGGGUACCAUUGGAAAGAGGGAGUUUGCCAUCAAAUCGAUGCACGAGGAUGCUGCGGCCCAACAGCACAGUGUUGGCUUAAUCCAUGGGGAGAUCCUUCAAACGCUUUCGGAUUUAAGGGGCUACGGGAAGAGUUCCCAUCACCUGAGCCUGCCAACGGCUCUGAAGCAGGCCCGUUUCUAUCUCCAGGCCAUCAGGGAUCACGAUCAAAUGGUCCAGGGAAUCCGCAGCACGAACGAUUGCGCCUGGCGGCACUUUUACGCCAUGGGUAAUGCCUCGGAUUCAGCCUUCGAUGAGAGUGCCCGCCUGGAGAUGCUCUGGAGGGACUUAAAUCAGACGAAUCAUCGGGUGGUGGACAUGCGGCUGCAAGUGGAUCGCGUUCAGGAGGUGGAGAGUGAAGCGGAGGAUGUGCUGGAGCAUGUACGCAACUUGAGUGUCUAUGUGGGUGAAUCUCACCAGGAGCUGAAUGACCUUAACCAGCGGAUUAACGAACACCUUGAUCCCGGCUAUGUGGAGCAAGGCGAGGGCUUGUUGAGACUGACUCUCCAGCGGCAAAUCCUGCUCAAUGGCCAUCUCAACCAGCUGGAUGGAUCGCGGCUAGUGUUGAAUACCACACUGGGUGUAAAAUCCGAGCAGCAGCGGGAGGUUCGCAAGCACUGGCUCCCCAAGGCGGAGAAGCAUGCCAAUCACCUGCUGGAGCGAUCCAAUGAGUACGCCCGCCAGUUCCAGCCCACCAGAAAUGGUGCCCGCAUAGCCAUGCUGGCCAGUUCCGCCCACAGUAACAUAACCAAGGCCAUCAAUGAUGCUCGACAGGCUUCGAAUAUGGCAAAGGUGAGGGUAUACGAGGCGCAACGAACCCUCUAUCCCAGCGAUGGCAGCUCCAUGAUCGUUCGAGCCCAGCAUUCGCUGGACAGAUCACGACAACUCCAGCAAGAGGCCCUCAAGCAGAUGCAGAAAUCGAAUGUGCUGAAGGACAAACUGCAUCGGCAGGAGCAGCAGGUGGAGGGCAUCAAGGCUACAAUAUACGAAUCCGGCAGGCGCACGAACAACAUUUCCGGACAACUGCAGGAUCUCUCCGAGGGUUCAGCCCGUCAGCAGACCAAGGAGGCUCUGGAACUGGCCGAACGGACAGGGGAAGAAAUGCGAGCCGAACUGCGACUGGCCAAAGAGAUGCAGCAGUCCAUCCAGAACAUGCGGAAGUCGUUCUCCAACCUGGAGCCCGACUGGGAAAUCAAGCUGGGCAUGGCCCAGGAGAACAUAUCGCUGACCCAGACCAACCUGCGGCUGGCCAACGUGUCCCUGAGCUACCUGGAGCAGCAGGCCGAGAAGGAGCAGCAGGUGUUCGAGGUCUGGAACAACAGCAUGGCCCAGCAGCUGCAGCAGCUCAGGGAUCAGAUUGCCAAGGCCAGGCAUGCGGCAGAAGGGAUCGAUGUCUCCUUGGAGUCCCUGGGUCCGAAGUGCAGUCGUUCCUACCUGCCCGCUUCGUAUGGCUUGAGCACCUCGAACAAGCUCCGCAUGAGCUUUGCAUUGUCCAAUCACCUCGAGAGUUCUCCCCUGAUCCAGUUGGUCAGCAGCGAGGGACGUCACAUCACGCUGGAGCUGUACAAACGUCGAGUGCGCCUGGUGUGGAACCUAGGUGGCACGACGGCCACCGUCACACAUCCCAUGGUGGUGCAGACACGGGAUCCCAAGUACGACGACGCCUGGUACCACGUGGAGGCCAAUAGGACCCUCAAUUUGGGCAGCCUGAUGGUGCGUCGCAUGAACAACUACGGGGAGCUGACCCCGGCCAAUCCGGUGACAAUCACUGGAUCCACGGAUACGGAACACACACGCUUCUAUCAGUCUCGAAACGAUCGGAUAUCGCUGGGCGGUUUUGCAUCCAAGGACUUGCAUUUCACACCAGGGCUCAAUGUGGUGGUGCACAAGGUGGAGGUGGACAACAAGCCGCUGGGUCUGUGGAACUUCGUGACCAGCGAGGGCAGCUGCGGUGGAUCCAUGGUUGGGGCCAAGGAGUCGUCCGCCUCAUCCACUGCUCGCCAUUUCAAUGGUUUGGGCUAUGCCCAGCUGAUGAAGACCCGGCCACGACCCACUCGCAAGAAUCUGUUCUCUGUGCAGAUGACCUUCCGAACGCUGGACGAGAAUGCCCUGCUCUUCCUAGCGGUUGAUGACAAGAACAACCGCUCGGUGUCGGUAACUUUGAGCCGAGGUCGGAUCAUGUUCCGCAUCGACUACGGCGACGAGUCCAAGCUGGAGAUAAACACCACCAAGAAGUACAAUGUGGGUCAGUGGAUCAAGAUUGAGGCUGCGCGGGAGUUCUCUGCCAAGCGUAGUACGGAGAAUGGAAUGCUCCGAGUGAACAACGAUCGCCCAAUUUCCGGAGCACCCACCCUACCCGUGAACAUUCACUUGCUACCGGAUCUGUCCAAGGCAGUCUAUUAUCUGGGCGGUGUUCCGCCAGGUUUCACCUCGGGUACCUCCAAGGCACCUGGAGCAGACAAUCCCUUCCUGGGCUGCAUGAAGGAUGUCCAGGUGAACGGGGAAACCUACGAUCCCCUGGAGAGCUCCAGCAUCUAUGGCGUGGAGUCUUCCUGCAAGGAGAUGAUCACCAAGGCUGGUUUCUCGGGCAACGGCUACUUGGAGCUGCCAUCACAGUCGCUCCGAAAGCGUUCCAAUACCGCUUUGGUGUUCCGAACCCUGCAGCCGGACUGCCUGCUGCUCCUGGCCGCCUAUCCGCCUGAGAUCCUUGCCGACUACGAUGCCAAGGACAUCAAGGGCAACUUCUCCAUCAGCCUGGUGGAUGGCCAACUGCAUGUGUGGGUCAACUCGGGUCGCAGCUUCGUCAAGUUGUCUUCGAAUUUCAGUCAACUGAACGACGGCGAGUUCCAUGUGGUGAAUCUGAUCAAGACGGGUCGCAAGCUGGAACUGAUGGUGGACGAUGAGCUGCAGGAGACUCGCAACCUGAACGGCAAUCCCACGGUGGUCAGCCUUCCGCGGGACGCAGGAGGGCUGUAUAUCGGAGGAGCCCCGCCCCACGAGAGCUAUACUCCCUUGGCGCCGACCUUUGUGAAUCUUGAGGGAGCCAUUCGGGAUGUGGUGUUCAACAACCGAACCAUUAACUUCAACGACGCCCUGACCUUCGCCAAUGUUCAGAUCGGAAGGAAUGGUCCGCUGAUGGGCAGUCUCAAAGGAGGACUGUACGAUGUCCUGCUGAAAACGGAACCCAUGAUUGGAAAGAGUUUCACGGCCUCGCCUGAGGGCUGCAAGCGGAUCGGCAGCUACUCCUACGAGCCGAACGCCUUCAAGUUUGGCGACGACAUCUACAGCUACUCCCAGCUGAAGCUGCCGGAGCGUCACUUCUGGCAGCGCAACUUCCACCUGAGCUUCGACUUCCGCUCCUUCUACCCGAACGGCAUGCUCUACCUGUCCCCGGGCAGCAAGGAGAAGCCCAAGCACUAUGUGGCCCUCAUCCUCAAGGACGGACAGCUGGUCCUGGUGGUGCGAGGCCGUCGGCGCGAGGAGCUCCAGCUUACGGCCAAGCUAAACGAUGGCGAAUGGCACCGGGUGACGAUUAGCUGCCAGGAUCGCAAGGUUACCAUGUCCGUGGAAAUCGGGCGGACCGACCAAAAGACCUCCGCCCAGAUGAAGCUGCCCAAGAAGAUUGGCGCCUCGCAGUUGCUGCUGGUUGGCGGCUUGCCACAGUCGCCGGUCAAGGUCUCAUCGGAGAUGUACGUCCGCCUGGAGCCCUUCAAGGGCUGCCUGCGCCGCGUCAGCAUCAACAACAGCACCCAGGAUCUGGCCCGACCCGGCAAACACUCCAAUGUGGGUCAGUGCUUCCCCACGGUGGAGAGGGGCAGCUAUUUCCCCGGCGACGCCUACGCCAUAUACAAGAAAAACUUUAAUGUGGGCAAGUACCUGGACCUGGAAACGGAAUUCCGAACUUCGGAGCUAUCGGGCAUCCUGCUAAGUGUCUCUGACCCCAAUGGAUUCCCUGCCCUUUCGCUGGAACUGCAUAAUGGCAAUAUUGUGUUCUCCUGCGAUCUUGGAGAUGGACUGCCAAUGCGUGUGGAAUCAUCCCUGCCCACUAAAUAUGCCUUGUGUGACAACAAGUGGCACAAUAUUUCGGCUCUUUACGAUGGCGAACAGAUAGUUCUGAGGAUCGAUCAGUUGCCAGCGGUGAUUAGUGUGGGAAAUCAGAGGAAUGCAGGAAAGGUGCAAACCCGCUCUCCACUCUAUAUAGGCGGGCUGCCAGAUACUGCUCCCAGUGGAUCCCUGAUGUCGCGGGAGAACUUCAAGGGAUGCAUCCGGCACGUGUCCAUCCGGAACGAGCGACGGGACUGGAUCGACAUGGAGGAUCUGAGGAACGUGCUCCUCAGCGAGUGCCUCGUGUCCAGCGAUGAGAGCUGAAGAUCGGUUCCCCAAAUCCGGACCGCUUUCCGGGCGCUUCUGGUUCCUGUUGACGCCACACCAAAACUUUUUCCAAAUGUAUUGUGAUCAAUAACGAGUUUAGAGCCAGUUAUUUAUAACCCUUCACUGCCAUAUAAGUUAGAUUACUCUAGGAUUAAGUUUGCUUACUUGUACAUUUAACUACAAAUUUAAUUGCCAGUGACUGCAUUUUGUACUUUGAAAUCUGAUUCAUAAUUUAUUUCGACUAAUUAUAAAGAUUUUUAUUUUUCCAUUAUUUAUUUUAUGUUUCAACAGAGGCUUUAGGUUGGUAUUUCAUUUGGCAUACAACUUGUUUAAAAUUUGUGUCUAACGAAUCUCCUGUUUGUAUAGUGCGCAACGAAAUUUACUUAAGUAGCUCUAAGUUUCAUUACUUUCAUUUGUAAAUAGAAAUGCCAUUUAGUUUGUAUUUAUCAUAGCACAUACGCAUGUACAUUUAAUAUUCACAUAAUAAUAAAUUAAAUAAAAAUUACUAUUAUUUAACUCAA